AUGGCUACUGUGAAGCAAGAGAGCGCAUCGGUUACGAAGCCCAGUUCUCCCGAAAUGCAAACACCCAAGCCCCCAGCAACCAUCUUCCCCCCCCCACCCAUCGACACAAAUGGGGGGGAGAAUGAUUCGAUGGACCGAGACAUUUGGGUAGCAGUUAACACUUUGACGAACGUCCGCCAAGAACUUCGGUCCUUGGUGCGUAAGCUUGAGGAGCAGACUGCAGCCCGCCUUAGCGAUCAAGCUGAAUUCAAAGAAAAAUUCUCCAAUAUGAGCAGCAAGUGCCAUGAGAUGGGUGCGCAAUAUCAGACCCUGUACGACGUGUAUAGUUCUGUCUAUAUGAACCACCGCAGCCUACAAGAACGCUGCACCACUUUAAGCGCUGAUCGAGAGGAAGAAAAGCGCUUGCUUGGAAUAAAAAUUCAGAGAGCCGAUGAGGAGGCCGCUGCACAAGAGAAGACCAUCAAAGAGCUCAAAGAGAACAUUGACUAUAAUGAGACAAUUCUAAGCGAGUUCAAGGAGUGUAUGGAGGAAUUUACCAACAAGCUAGACAAGCUUGAAACCGAAAGAGACGAGCUUGAGACCGAGAGAGACAAGCUAGCAAUCAAAAAUGAAAAGGACACCGUACUCAUCGACCACUUAAAGAAGGAUCGGCUGGAAAUGGCAGAGUUUCAGACACAUACUGUCAAAGCACUUGAAAGCGAGAUCCAAGAACUUAAAGCUAUCCUAGAGAGGGUGAAGAUCGAGCUCUUUCCACGUUACCCCAAUAUGCAUGAUAACUUGGACAAUAUCAAGGAAGUCCUGGAGGAGGAUGGAGACACUCGGAAAGCCAAAAAGCGAAAGGCGAGGGCAUAA
This is a messenger RNA of Clonostachys rhizophaga, 852 nucleotides long. The record is from the annotation of a GenBank genome assembly. Lineage: Eukaryota; Fungi; Ascomycota; Sordariomycetes; Hypocreales; Bionectriaceae.